This is a messenger RNA of Exophiala viscosa, 1845 nucleotides long. RefSeq lists its product as uncharacterized. Bases 248 to 1486 code for a protein of 412 amino acids. The record is from RefSeq and is a predicted model, not a curated record. Lineage: Eukaryota; Fungi; Ascomycota; Eurotiomycetes; Chaetothyriales; Herpotrichiellaceae. The transcript has 5 exons.
GCUGUACCUCUAUUCAGUGAAUUUAUAACAUGUCCUAGAUACACCUACCCUAACGCAUCAUCACCUUUCAUCUUCUCGUUUCCAUAUCGCUGUUUAGGACUUUCCCUCUGUCACACUCCGCAACCUUCAGCUUCAGGUCUAAACCGAUCAAGUUACAACAAGCAUCGCUGUGCGUCGAAAAGUACCAUCUUCAUCACGAUCACUCCCAAUCUCCAAAUCCAACCCCAAGCCAGAACAGUAUAUCACGAUGCGGGGGCCAAUCUCAAUUGCAGUUACAGGCCUGAUCGGUAUCACAACGGAGGCCAUUGCUGCCCACAAAGAAAAGAAAAACGGACAUGCUGCCCACAAUGGCGACGAUGACGACGAAGAACAUGCCUGGAUGUGCGACGAUGUCCAAGAUCAGCUUGGCCCAGUCAAUGGGCACCACACAGAUGCUGCAGGACAUGACAACAUCUUCGAUCAGGACGGCGUACCUCCACCGUCAUUCUCCCAAGUCAUAGGGCGUCUUCCAGCGGCAGUGAUCAUUCCUCAACGCAGACCGCAGAGCAAGACUCGUGGGUUCAUUAGGGCGUACGCUCCAGACCUUGCCAAUUGUGGAAUCGAUCAGCAGGUGUUCAUGCACUUUCUCGGAGGAUUUGACGCUGCUAUCAAGAAACAAAGCCUUUUUUUCGUUGCAAAUCUUCCUGUCGCUGGAGGAGUGCUUGCGGCUACCGCGAUGAUGGGUUCGAACCCGCUGGUUGAUAUUGCAGGAGUCUUGGUUCAUGCAACACUCGAGGCGGGAAGGAGGAUGUAUGUUACGCACAAAACAAACGACUAUCUCUUCGAAAUGAACGAGAGGCUCUUCAAACCAAGAGGCCUCUAUGCCCUGAUCAUGACGUACAACCCGAAUUCCACCAACGCGUAUGAGGUGAUCGACGUUGACACGGCCACGGCAAAAGCCGUCGCUGUUCAAGAGCACGGUGGAACAGGCAGCAGAUUUAGCUCUGCAGCCGGUGCAACGAAUGGAGAGACCGAAAUGCCAGAGGCCGUGCCUUUGACCUUUCCUUACCUGGAAUCUGCCGGACACGAGCAGAAGCAGAACGCCUUUAUCAAAGCUAAGGCGUUUGUGGGAGAUUAUGGUGAUCGUCGAGCGCAGGCCAAGUUUGAAGCCACCCAUCCUGAUUCAGUCCUGAACGUCAUGCCGAAGAAAGAGUUCUCAUCCCGGUUUGCCGACCCCAAUCAUCCCGUCAACAAGGGAGGGCCUCUUUGUGUCUUGACAGGUGGCGCAAUAAGCAAGGAUAACAAGAAGCGUGAACGCAAAGAGCGAGAGGCAAAGGAGGAUAUUGCGGCAGGGCGGACGCCAAAGAGUAGCAAUGGUGGUUUCAAGAAGAAACUGUUGUCAGAGCAUGUUUUGUACCUCAUGAUUGUCAAUAUGCCCACAAAUGAACAGCUUCAUGCUGUGGCGGAAGCUGAGAAGUGGACAACGCUCUCCAAGGGUAAGCACUGAAAGAUGGAGGGCCGCGUGGAAGCGAAAGAGCAUGUGGAUAAUGAUACUUACGAUAUCGACGACACGAAUGUACUUGAUGAGAAACUGACUGCGAAUACUUUUACAAGAAGUAAUUGAUUAUUACUCAACUCCAUCAACUCUCCCCCUUUUUUCUAGAGCUCGCUGUGAUUGGCACCCUAACGACAGCCUUGCACGUGAUACAGCCUUGCCAGAUUCUGGAGGUGCGUUGGCUGGAGAAGCAUGUAUAGGGGCAUCUAAUGGUAGUGCGUAUUACCAGGCGGACAGUUGAUGCGGUGAAGACAGUCCCAAAAUUUUGGAGGUCAAAGCCAGUUGCACAAUCUAAAUGCUUCCCCAUGGUA